AUGCUGGACUUAGGUGUUAUUGAGGAGAGCCACAGCCCCUGGUCCAGUGCAAUCGUGCUAAUUCCCAAGCCUGGUGGAUUCUGGAGAUUCUGCAAUGACUUCAGGCAACUCAAUCAGGUCUCCAAAUUUGAUGCAUGUUCAUUGCCCCGAGUGGACGAACUUCACGAGAGGCUGGGUUUUGUAAUGAUGAUCUGUUCUUUGUACAUGUUUUUUUGGAGUUCCAUUAUUCUAAUAUGUGCCAUUGAACAAAACAAAUGCAGAAUACGAGAACACUUUGAGCUAAAUCAGCUAUCAAAAAAUGGGGAUAUUAUAUUAGGGGGUUUAUUUGUGUUAAACUUUAAAACAAUCAGUCCAGAAUUGUCAUUUACUUCAAAGCCUGGUCAAUGGAAAUGUGAAGGGUUUGAAGUGUCCGUCUUCCAAAGGGUUCAAGCAAUGAUCUUUGCAAUAGAAGAAAUAAACAAAGAUCAAACACUCCUUCCUAAUAUAACUCUUGGCUACAGACUGUAUGACAACUGUGUGAAUUUGCCAGUAGCACUCAGAGCUACAACAGCUCUGUUUGCUGGGAUGGACGAUGUCAUUCCUGAUUACAGCUGUAAUGGUCCUCCUCCUGUAAUUGCAAUUGUCGGAGAUCCUUUGUCUUCACAUUCCAUUGCAGCUUUGAGGAUAAUAAGUCUGUUUCGCAUGCCUAUGGUCAGCUAUUUUGCAACAUGUUCCUGCUUGAGUAACAAGCGGGAGUUCCCUUCAUUCUUUCGAACAAUCCCAAGUGAUGCCUUUCAGGUUAAAGCUAUGAUUCAGAUUAUUAAGCAUUAUGGAUGGGUAUGGAUAGGUGCAAUAGCAAGUGAUGAUGACUAUGGACAGAAUGCAAUAAAAGUUUUUAUGGAGGAAGUUAGUACAUUUGGUUGUAUCGCUUUCACAGAAACAGUCCCCACAGUCUACAAAAGAGAGAAAAUUAUUCAGAUCGUCAACACCGUGAAGCAAUCUACUGCUAAAGUUAUAGUUGUGUUUUCAUCAGAAGUUGAAUUUAAUAUUUUGGCUAAAGAAAUUGUUAAGCAGAACAUCACUGGCAGACAGUGGAUUGCAAGUGAAGCAUGGAGCACAUCUACUGCAAUGGCCAUCGCAGAAAACUUUAAUUCAUUUGGAGGAACAAUUGGAGUUGCAAUACGCAGAGGUAGUAUUCCUGGUCUGGAGGAUUUUUUACUUCAGGUUCCUCCUGAGUUUAAUCCCGAUAAAAAUCUUAUCAGUGAGUUUUGGGAAGCAUUGUUUGAAUGCAAAUUCUCACAGGAAAAAAGUGAACUAAAUUCAUCAUCAGAAUUUUACAGCAGAACAUGUACAGGAUUUGAGAAUAUCCAUGCCAUUAAAACGGCUUAUAGCGACGUAUCAAAUUUAAGGUCCUCCUAUAAUGUUUACAAGGCUGUAUAUGCCAUAGCUCAUGCCCUGCAUAAUCUGAUGUCUUGUGAAAAUGGAAAUGGACCUUUUGAAAAUAAAUCAUGUGCUGACAUCAAGUAUGUUCAGCCUUGGCAGGUGCUGCAUUAUCUUAAGGAAGUCAAUUUCACAAGCCAUUUAGGAGAAAGAGUUGCCUUUGAUGAAAAUGGAGAUGCCAUUGCAGUUUAUGAUAUUGUGAAUUGGCAACCUUCUAAGGAUGGUGGUGUUCUGAUUAAAACUAUUGGUCUUUUUGAUGAAAUGGCUACAGAGGGCCAACAAGUCUUACUAGCUGAAGAAGACAUUUUUUGGAAUUUCGAAUCUAGAGAACCUCCUGAGUCAGUCUGCAGUAAAAGCUGUCAACCUGGCACAAGGAAAGCCAGCAGGAAAGGAGAGCCUGUCUGUUGUUUCGACUGUGUCCCUUGUGCCGAUGGAGAGAUUAGCAGUAGAAUUGAUUCCAUUGAAUGCCUCAAAUGUCAAAAUGAUUUUUGGUCAAAUCAUGUAAGAAACAAGUGUGUGUUGAAAGAAGUGGAAUUUCUUUCAUAUGAAGAUGCAAUGGGAAUCACAUUGACCACAAUGGCUUCAUUUGGAGCUUGUCUUUCAGUCACUGUGCUGGCAGUGUUCAUUCAUUACAGGAGCACUCCAGUUGUAAAAGCUAAUAAUUCUGAGCUCAGCUUCCUGUUACUGAUUUCACUGACUCUCUGCUUCCUUUGCUCAUUGAGUUUCAUUGGACAGCCUUCUACCACAACCUGCAUGCUGAGGCAUGUGAUGUUCGGCAUCAGCUUUGUUUUGUGUAUUUCUUGUAUCCUAGUCAAAACUAUUGUGGUGAUAAUGGCAUUCAGAGCAACACUGCCAGGAAACAACAUGAUGAAAUGGUUUGGUGUUGCCCAGCAAAGAGGAACUGUUUUCUGUUUUACUUUUGUUCAGUCCUUAAUAUGUAUUAUAUGGUUAAGCACAGCUCCUCCUGUUCCAGCUAAAAACACAAAAUAUCAAAAUGCAAAAAUUAUAUUGGAGUGUGAUGUAGGAUCCCUUAUUGGAUUUAGCUCCUUACUCGGGUAUAUUGGAUUGCUGGCAUGCAUUUGUUUCCUCUUAGCUUUCUUUUCAAGAAAUCUGCCAGACACAUUCAAUGAAGCCAAAUUCAUCACUUUCAGCAUGUUGGUUUUCUGUGCUGUCUGGAUAACUUUCAUUCCUGCUUAUAUUAGCUCCCCUGGUAAACACACAGUUGCUGUGGAAGUUUUUGCAAUACUGGCAUCAAGCUUUGGCAUUCUUUUUGCAAUAUUUGCACCAAAGUGCUACAUCAUUAUACUUAAACCUGAGAGGAAUAUAAAAAGACCACUAGUGGUCAGGUAA
Messenger RNA from Polypterus senegalus (gray bichir), 2769 nucleotides. RefSeq names its product extracellular calcium-sensing receptor-like. Gene Ontology annotation, cellular component: membrane. The transcript is spliced from 7 exons. The record is from RefSeq and is a predicted model, not a curated record. NCBI's taxonomy places the organism in Eukaryota, Metazoa, Chordata, Cladistia, Polypteriformes, Polypteridae. Gene Ontology annotation, biological process: G protein-coupled receptor signaling pathway. Bases 1 to 2769 code for a protein of 922 amino acids. Gene Ontology annotation, molecular function: G protein-coupled receptor activity.